UUUUGGUCUCUCCCUCUCUCUUUCUCUCUUCUUCACUCUCUUCGCUUCCGUCUCUCUCUCUCCGCUUCGCUAGGGUUCCAUUCAAGCAGCUAAAGUUACUGGAGGGCGGAAAUAAAAUGAAAGCUUCUACCCAGAGAAACUCGAAAGUGAUCAAGAUUCCUAUAAGGGGCAGAGCAAGUAAAGGUGGCAUGGGAGAACAAAAAUCUACUAGGAGAACUACACGACACAGUUAUAGAGAACCAGGGAAUGAUGGCGACUUCAAGGAAGUAGACAAGCAUUCAUCACCUUGCAAAACAGCUAAAGGGUUAGAUUUGAAGCUUUCUGAUGAUGUACAGCUUUCAGAACCAACAAAGAAGCUGCCUUUUUAUGGCAUUUAUGGAGGGAAACCACUUCUUCCUCAGUCAAAGAUCAAAUUGCAGCUUUUUCCUGUAAAUGAAGGCAUUCGAAUAAAAUUGGAAAAGGGUGGACUUCAUCCGUAUUUGGAACUCACUCUUAGAGCACAGAAGAAGAUCUCUUCUGUUCUGAAGCACCUUAUCAGCAAAUGGGGGAGUGUAAGUGCUGUUGUUGGUGAGCCGGUUCUAUUUCCAUAUAGGAUACAUGACAGUGUAUCUAGCAGCAGAAGAUGGACUCUGAAUGAUGGUGAGACUUGUGCUGGAGAUGUCUAUGCAGCUGUUGGAAGCCCUGAAGUUUUUCGCUUAAGGUAUGGUUGGUUGUCUACUGAACUCAAAACCUGUGACAAGCCUUCUACAGCAGCUUAUGAUAAGUCUAAGUUACAAUCGAAAGACAUAAAGAGAGAUAUUAUCACCGCUGCAGAGGAUGCAUGUGAAGUAAAAGAUAUUGUUGUCGAUACCGAAACUAACAUAAGCAUUGGAGGCCUCCUUUCCGAAGCAUCCUUACAGGCUAAGUGCAAUGAUGGAAAUACAAACCAGAGAGAAAAGCCUAACACCCUGCAUCCUAUGGACGUAAAGAGUGAUUUAAAAUCAUUUGACUUGUGGACUGAUUGUCCAUCUACAAGCAUUGGUGGUAUCCUGUCUGAAGUAUCUUUACAGGGAAAAAUCAAUCGUUUUGGUGCACAGUCAACUGUGAGCAAUCCAAGCUUGCAGCCAGGCCAUUCAGUUACUGAUAUUUCUCACGGUGUUAAGCCGCCCACUCAUGAUUCAUGCUUAUCAAUUUUGGAUUCUGAAGAAACCUGUCAUGCAUUUCCUUCUCAAAAGGUUUCUCAGGGAAAAGAUGUUUUGGGUUUUGGAGGAAGUUGUGAAGGUUCUAACCAUAAUUCUGGUUUCAAACUAUUCAAGUUCCCUUUUCCAGCCAAGGCUAAUAGGUUACCCGAGCUUCAGCAAGAUGAUGCUCGGCAAGAAUCUAGUACAGAACGGAUGAAUUGUUCAUAUCUGAAUAAUGAUGAACGGAGCCUUGGGCUAUCAGGCAUCAAAUGGACUGAUUCUUUGGGACCCUUUGAUCUUGGCCUUCCUGUCUCCCAGAAUCUGUGUAAUGCAGAGAGUACAAGCAUCAGUGGAUUUGCUAACUAGCAGUUGGAGACUAGAGACCCUUUUGAUGGAGAUUCCAAAUCCAGGAAUUUAUGACAUCAUGAGGUUAAAGUGCGUGUUCAGACUUCUUAAAAGGUUAAAGAGAAAAAAUGCCAUACAAAACCAUAUAUCAAGAUUUGAAGAAAUCAGUUGAAUUCCUAAUGAUUCAUGGCACAUAAUUAUUUCAAGUUCAUUUCAAUUGCAGGGCUUCUAGUCAUGUCAAAUAUGUUCCAUCUACUGUUUUGAACCGAAGAUUCAUUUGCAUUACUUUCCAACGUGCAAGUUUUUGAA
Argentina anserina (silverweed cinquefoil) is the source of this 1814-nucleotide messenger RNA. Its product is annotated as TSL-kinase interacting protein 1. The coding region runs from base 117 to 1526 and encodes 469 amino acids. The record is from RefSeq and is a predicted model, not a curated record. The transcript has 7 exons. Lineage: Eukaryota; Viridiplantae; Streptophyta; Magnoliopsida; Rosales; Rosaceae. Gene Ontology annotation, biological process: pattern specification process. Gene Ontology annotation, cellular component: nucleus. Gene Ontology annotation, molecular function: chromatin binding.